AUGUAUCCGAGGCGCCCUGUACUGGAAGGGGCAGAGGUUGGGAUAUUCACGCUGCUAUCCUACGGUGCCACUCCCGAACAGUGGAGAGAGUGGCUGCGGGCGCCGCUAGAGCACGCAGCAGCCCGUGGAGAGUUUGUCCUCGUCGAGAAACUGCUAAACGCCGGGGCAGAUGGCGGUGCGGGAUGGAGCGGGUGCCGUGGCCGGACUCUGCUCGAUGCUGCUGCCCUGGGCGGCAACCCCGACGUCGUAACAACGUUGCUCAGAGCAGGAUGUCUCCCGGACGUCAACGUGGUAUCAGUCUCGUCCAGGAGGUCGGCGUUGCACCUGUCGGCUGUGUGCGGCCACGAAGCUGCCGCCAGGAAGCUUAUUCUAGCCGGAGCUGACGCAAACCGUGUUGACCCUGCUGAAAAAUGCGGUCCUCUCCACGUCGCCGCAGCUGGAGGGCAUUGUAGUCUAGUGAGCGAUUUGCUGAUAGGCGGAGCUCAUCCGAAUGCACGCGACUUGUUGGGGCGUACUCCUCUGCACCGUGCUGCUUACAUGGGCCAAGACAUGGUGGUGGCAGUGCUCACCGACAUGCCGAGUACGGACAAGGACAUUUUGGACAAAAGCGGGUUAUCUCCGUUGACGGUGGCGUCGCAGAGGGGCCACCUCUCCACCGUCAAGACUCUUUUGAACGCCGGUGCUGAUGUCAGCAUGCGUACCGGUCACAGAAAUUCCCCUCUUCAUUCGGCUGCCCGAGAGGGACAGGUGGAGGUCAUAACAGCCAUCCUGGAGCACGGGGCCGACGUCAACGCUUCAAAGCAUGGCUAUACCGCUUUACAUGCCGGCUGCGCGAUGAAUCAAGCAGGCGCCAUGGACGUGCUUCUCGACGCCGGGGCCGACAUGGAUAGGAAAUGUUAUGGUGCAUCGACACCUCUCUGUGUGGCCAUCGAAUUUGGCGCUAGUGUCCAAGCCGUGCACACCCUGUUGCGUCGGGGAUGCCAAGUCAGCGGGCCAAUGGACAAAACAAUGUUGCACUUGGCAUGUAUGACUAUGGCGCCCGGUUUCGAUGCGAUUGUGGAUCUGCUCUUGAGGUGGGGAGUGUCAGAGUUGACCUUAGACAAAGGCGGCAAUACGCCCGCUGCACUACUUAGUGUUGCAGAGGGCAGCUCUUCUCGCAAAGCACGCGAAGUGGAACGCGCACAUGUGUUGCUAGCGAAUGCUCCGGCGGACAGGGCGUGGCGGCGCCGGAGCUGGCUUGUGAUGCUUCGUGCGAGGACAGAGAGAGAAAGGGGGGUAAAUAGCAGCAGCAGCAGUGAAACGGAAGCGGCUGGCCAAAUGAUGGUGCGUAACGAAGACAGCGGCGGUGGUGGUGGUAACAAGGUGCCACGGACAGCAGGCGGUGGAAGUGGUGGUGCUGGAAGCGGAGGAAAAAACAAUGAGCUCCAAGUUGUGGGAGGUUGGGCGGCGGAGGGGGGUUUGAGUGGCUUAGUGGCGAUGCUGUUUGACGUCCUGACAGACUCAGAGGGAGUGUUCCGCACCGUUUUGGGCUACCUCUGAAGAGUUGGGACCUGCAAACAAGCAGGUAGGAGCGGAGACCCCGACGAGAAGGCAGAUGGGACCGCGACCGGCCCGGGGAACGUCGACACCCCUCUCAACUGUUCGAAGUGCGACGACGACUGGCGCUCAUUCGACGGCGUCAAAGCCCGGAACGACGGGCAGAUGGGCAUCCCGCAAGGGAUCGUCGACGACGAGAGGAAGGCGGUCUCUCUGCGGCAGCGGCGGCACCGGCAGCAUGGAAGCUGCCGUUGCAAUCCCCCCGAAAAUGCCACGGUGACGAUUUAGGGCGUGGUGUACAAGGUCGAGGCCUGGACGGACAAACGAUUCCUGGAGUGGAAGAAGCGGACCACCGCGUGACGUGAGGAUGGCUAGAGUCCAACAAGCGGACAAGGUUGCGCGCGGGGGGGGGGGGGCUCCUGUUGGCCAAUCCCCUUUACCCUGGUUUUGGGAGUAUCGACGGUGUUUGGGGGAGGAGUAGGCAGCAGUGUUGUGUCAUCACGACAAAUGUGACAGAACCCAAAAAGGGUCAGUUCGUGUAGAUUAGGACCCCUUGUGUUUCCCUUGUUAUAUGAUGCCGACGCGUGCGUCGCUUGGCACGAUAGCGCUCUUUUGAUGUACCAGUACACGUGUGUGUCUGCAUGUAUGUGUUGCGAUAGUAUCGCCAAACCCAUCAUUUGUGUGUGGCAUGGGGUAGGGGGAGAGAGAGAGAACGAGACAGAGUUUUUUUGCGUUUUACGUGGUCUGUUUUUGAUCAGCAGAGAUUCAUUGCAUAUAUUCCGAGAUUGAGGUUGAUUUUAGAAGGU
Ectocarpus siliculosus is the source of this 2342-nucleotide messenger RNA. Lineage: Eukaryota; Phaeophyceae; Ectocarpales; Ectocarpaceae. The record is from the annotation of a GenBank genome assembly.